Messenger RNA from Mastomys coucha (southern multimammate mouse), 1619 nucleotides. RefSeq names its product phosphoglycerate kinase 2 (gene Pgk2). Lineage: Eukaryota; Metazoa; Chordata; Mammalia; Rodentia; Muridae. Gene Ontology annotation, cellular component: cytosol; sperm fibrous sheath; extracellular exosome. The coding region runs from base 94 to 1347 and encodes 417 amino acids. The record is from RefSeq and is a predicted model, not a curated record. Gene Ontology annotation, biological process: glycolytic process; gluconeogenesis. Gene Ontology annotation, molecular function: ADP binding; ATP binding; phosphoglycerate kinase activity. The transcript has a single exon.
AAAGAAAAGGCGGGGCCAAAACUUAAGCGUUAAAAUUCACCACCAAGCCAGCCUCCCAGCCGCAGUAAAGAGGUUGUUCUGCAUACCAUCAAGAUGGCUCUUUCUACUAAGUUGACUCUGGAUAAGGUGGAUCUUAAGGAAAAAAGAGUCAUCAUGAGAGUAGACUUCAACGUUCCUAUGAAGAAUAACCAAAUUACAAACAACCAGAGAAUCAAGGCUGCCAUCCCAAGUAUCAAGCACUGUCUGGACAAUGGAGCCAAGUCCGUAGUUCUCAUGAGUCACCUCGGCCGGCCUGACGGUAUCCCCAUGCCAGACAAAUACUCCUUAGAGCCUGUUGCUGCUGAGCUCAAGUCCCUGCUGAACAAGGACGUUAUAUUCUUGAAGGACUGUGUGGGCUCUGAAAUAGAGAAAGCCUGUGCCAACCCAGCUAAUGGGUCUGUCAUCCUGCUAGAGAACCUGCGUUUCCAUGUAGAGGAAGAAGGUAAGGGUAAAGAUUCUUCUGGAAAAAAGAUUACUGCUGAUCCUGCUCAUGUAGAAGCUUUCCGGGCAUCAUUGUCUAAACUUGGCGAUGUCUACGUCAAUGACGCUUUUGGCACUGCACAUAGGGCUCACAGUUCCAUGGUGGGAGUAAAUUUGCCCCAAAAGGCAUCUGGGUUCCUUAUGAAGAAGGAACUGGAUUACUUUUCCAAGGUUUUAGAAAAACCAGAGAGGCCCUUCCUGGCUAUCCUUGGUGGAGCCAAAGUGAAAGACAAGAUUCAACUCAUUAAAAAUAUGUUAGACAAAGUUAAUUUCAUGAUUAUCGGUGGUGGGAUGGCUUACACCUUCCUGAAAGAACUCAGGAUCAUGCAGAUUGGUGCUUCCUUGUUUGAUGAAGAAGGAGCCACGAUUGUCAAAGAGAUCAUGGACAAAGCAGAAAAGAAUGGCGUAAAGAUAAGCUUUCCUGUUGACUUUGUUACUGGUGACAAGUUUGAUGAGCAUGCUAAAGUUGGACAAGCCACUAUAGAAUCUGGUAUACCAGCUGGCUGGAUGGGUUUGGACUGCGGCCCCGAGACCAUUAAAAACAAUGCUCAAAUUGUGGCCCAAGCGAAGCUGAUUGUUUGGAAUGGACCUCUCGGGGUAUUUGAAUGGGAUGCUUUUGCUAAGGGAACCAAAGCCCUCAUGGAUGAAGUUGUAAAGGCCACCUCCAAAGGCUGUAUCACCAUUAUAGGAGGUGGAGAUACUGCUACUUGCUGUGCCAAAUGGGACACUGAAGACAAGGUCAGCCAUGUGAGCACAGGAGGUGGGGCAAGUCUUGAGCUUCUGGAAGGUAAAAACCUUCCAGGGGUAGAAGCCCUUAGCAACAUGUAAUUGUCAUAAUGCACCUGCUUCCUGUUUCCUGAUCUCAGCGCCAGAACCAACUCGUGCUUUUACAUCUCAACCUAACCUACCUCUCCAUGUUGGUUAACCUCUGCUCUGUAUCAAGACCCAGGUAAAGACCUAGCAGUGAGCCAUCAGUAUCAUCUUAAUUCUGUCACGCAUUUGUUACUCUCUUCAAUAUUUCAUCAGGAUUCCCCGCAGUCCUUCCUAGGGAGGCAACAUUCUUAUGUCAACUAUUAAAGAAGUGAGCUGAGUAGGCUGAA